AUGUCCCAAAAUGUUGUGGAUGGAUGUAUCGACUGGUCAGUGGACCUCAAGACUUAUAUGGCUCUCGCCGGAGAGCCGGUCAGAGUGAAGUGUGCCCUGUUCUAUAGUUACAUUCGUACCAACUAUAGCACGGCCCAGAGUAUGGGCCUCCGGCUCAUUUGGUACAAGAACAAAGGGGAUCUGGAAGAACCCAUCAUCUUCUCUGAGGUUCGAAUGAGCAAGGAAGAAGACUCCAUCUGGUUUCAUUCGGUAGAGGCUCAAGACAGUGGGUUCUACACUUGCGUUUUAAGAAACUCAACCUAUUGUAUGAAGGUGUCUAUGUCCUUGACAGUGGCAGAGAAUGAAUCUGGACUUUGCUACAAUAGCCAGAUCCGCUAUUCCGAAAAAUCCGAAGUCACAAAAAGAAAGGAGAUUGUCUGCCCAGACAUGGACGAUUACAAAACUGCAGAGCAGGAACCGGAUGUCGUGUGGUACAAGGAAUGCAAGCCCAAAAUGUGGAGGAGCGUAAUUAUACAGAAAGGCAAUGCUCUUCUCAUCCAGGAGGUUCAAGAGGAAGAUGGAGGAAAUUACACUUGUGAACUCAAGUAUGAAGGAAAGCUUAUCCGGCGCACAACUGAACUCAAAGUCACAGUUCAGAGCGUUGGUGAACAUAAAAUGACAGAUGUUGGAGGGGCUGUGGAAAAACAGCUCUUAAAAAUGUGCAGCCCUUCAGAACAAGGCUACUCUAGCACAUCUGUGGAUUGGAAAAUUGAAGAUCGGGCAGAUCCUAGUGAAGGUUUCCAUCGAACUUUUAAUCCAUCAGAAGGAGAAGUCAUUAAAGAUUAG
Messenger RNA from Sarcophilus harrisii (Tasmanian devil), 825 nucleotides. RefSeq names its product X-linked interleukin-1 receptor accessory protein-like 2. The coding region runs from base 1 to 825 and encodes 274 amino acids. The record is from RefSeq and is a predicted model, not a curated record. The transcript has 6 exons. Lineage: Eukaryota; Metazoa; Chordata; Mammalia; Dasyuromorphia; Dasyuridae.